GCGCCGCUGCCCCGUAAGACCCGGAUAAAGAAAAACCCUGUCUCUGUAUUUCGGAGAAGAGAAUAUAGAACUGGGAAGACGAUUCAAACGUGGUUUCACAGACAUGUGGUGGAAAGAGCUGAAAGCAGCUUUGGGGCAGAGGAUUAACGUGGAGGGCAUCGCUUCUUCUCUUGAGAUUUUCCGCAAAGACAAGCAUUUGAUUAUCCCACAUGUCUCUGUGCCGGAUAUUAGGUACAUUGAUUGGGGUGAGCUGAAGAGAAGGGGCUUUCAAGGGGUUGUCUUUGAUAAGGACAACACAAUCACUGCUGCUUACUCUUUGAGCUUAUGGCCGCCUCUCGAAUCAUCACUACAACACUGCAAAGCUCUCUUCGGCAACAACAUCGCGGUUUUCAGCAACUCUGCAGGACUAUAUGAGUAUGAUCCUGAUGGAAAAAGCGCUAUGAUUCUUGAGCGUGCAAUUGGGAUUAAAGUAAUCAGGCAUAAAGUGAAGAAGCCAGCUGGAACAGCUGAAGAAAUUGAACAGCACUUUGGUUGUGAAUCAUCGAAACUUAUCAUGGUUGGUGAUCGACCCUUGACAGACAUAGCAUAUGGAAACAGAAAUGGUUUCCUAACUAUUUUGACAGAGCCAUUAAGUCUUGCUGAGGAGUCGUUUAUAGUACAACAGGUUAGGGUAAUAGAAAGGGCUCUUAUGAAACAUUGGUCCACAAAGGGGCUGAAGCCAAUAACACACGAACUUCUUCCCGAUUACAUGCUGUGUGUUAAAGACAAACCGCUAUAGAAAGAGGAAAUGCGUUUAUGGUAAAAUGAUAAAAAUUUUAUACCAAUAGCUAUAGUUUCCAUUCUUUGCUGCUAGUACUGGAAGAACAUGAAAAUAUUUAUGAUUCAUCCUCAAAUUUUGAAUGCUGUCUUUGCAGGCUAAGGUGUGUUUAACUGUUUAUAAAGUUCUUUUAGUUAUACGUGGGAUGUUGAUGCAUGGAAACUAAAAAAAGUAAAUGCAUUGUAUUAAAUGUGAUGUAAUAAAUGCUAUUAUACACAGAAA
Molecule: messenger RNA, 1039 nt
Organism: Ipomoea nil (Japanese morning glory)
Lineage: Eukaryota; Viridiplantae; Streptophyta; Magnoliopsida; Solanales; Convolvulaceae
Exons: 5
Coding region: 104-778 (224 amino acids)
Molecular function (GO): phosphatidylglycerophosphatase activity
Source: RefSeq, a predicted model, not a curated record